GGUUGACCCGUAUCGAUGUGGAAAACUAGUUACCGAAUGUUGCGUUCUGCUCCGAGCAUAUAUCAACACCUGAGAUCUUGUUCUACGUUGUGACAGUGAGAAAGACUGCAAAGAUCAAAGCGAGAAAUCAACCCAAAUGGCUAGACAAGCCACUAAAAUCAUUAAAUCUGUGGCCUCUACGAUUCACCCUCACAUUCCCGCUGUAUCUCCUUUUGCUCCAUCUUCUUCUUCUUCUGCAUAUUCUCUGUUGCAGUCCCGCUCUCUGGCCGCUGCUUCUUCGCCGUCGCCGGCUGUCUUUGUUGACAAGAAUACCCGGGUCAUUUGCCAAGGAAUCACUGGCAAGAACGGCACUUUUCACACUGAACAAGCCAUUGAAUAUGGCACCAAAAUGGUUGGUGGAGUGACACCUAAGAAGGGUGGGACAGAACACUUGGGACUUCCUGUUUUCAACACUGUUGCAGAAGCAAAAGCUGAAACAAAGGCCAAUGCGUCAGUGAUAUAUGUUCCUCCACCUUUUGCUGCUGCUGCUAUUAUGGAAGCCAUGGAAGCGGAAUUGGAUCUGGUUGUUUGCAUCACAGAAGGAAUCCCUCAACAUGACAUGGUUCGUGUGAAGGCUGCACUAAACAAGCAAUCAAAAACUAGACUUAUUGGUCCAAACUGUCCUGGCAUUAUCAAACCUGGAGAAUGCAAGAUUGGAAUUAUGCCAGGAUACAUUCACAAGCCAGGACGUAUAGGAAUUGUUUCUCGAUCUGGCACAUUGACUUAUGAGGCGGUCUUUCAAACAACUGCUGUUGGUCUAGGGCAAUCUACUUGUGUAGGUAUUGGUGGUGAUCCUUUCAAUGGUACAAAUUUUGUUGACUGCCUGGAGAAGUUUCUUGUAGAUCCUCAGACUGAAGGUAUCAUUCUUAUUGGUGAAAUAGGAGGUACUGCAGAGGAGGAUGCCGCUGCUUUGAUUAAGGAAAGUGGAACUCAAAAGCCUAUUGUGGCAUUUAUAGCUGGACUUACUGCCCCACCAGGGCGUCGCAUGGGUCAUGCUGGAGCUAUUGUAUCUGGGGGAAAGGGUACUGCCCAAGACAAAAUCAAAACUCUGAAGGAAGCUGGAGUGACGGUGGUGGAAUCUCCAGCAAAGAUUGGUGCUGCCAUGCUUGAUAUAUUCAAAGAGAGAGGUCUUGUGAAUUAAUUUUUUGUUUCCUUGUACUCACUUUACUGUGAGUGCUUUCAUACAAACUUAUAAUAUAUCAAUUUCCUUGGACUGCUCGAUGGGCAAGCUCCCAGGUGCUGAAGAGAAUUUCAAGCCAUAGAUUUUCCCGGUGAUUUUUUUUUCCUGGAUGGAAUCUUAGUUUUUGCAGUGCAAACUGCUAACAGAAACAAUAGGAACUGAUGAUUUGGUAUUAGUUUGUAAUAAAAUGAUACGGAAUGUCCUCAACCUUUUGGAAAUCUUCUUGUUAAGAUCUGCAAAGAUUAUAAUCCUUGUUUAUUCA
This is a messenger RNA of Manihot esculenta (cassava), 1481 nucleotides long. RefSeq names its product succinate--CoA ligase [ADP-forming] subunit alpha, mitochondrial. Gene Ontology annotation, molecular function: succinate-CoA ligase (ADP-forming) activity; succinate-CoA ligase (GDP-forming) activity. The transcript has 7 exons. Gene Ontology annotation, cellular component: succinate-CoA ligase complex (ADP-forming); mitochondrion. Bases 137 to 1180 code for a protein of 347 amino acids. The record is from RefSeq and is a predicted model, not a curated record. Gene Ontology annotation, biological process: tricarboxylic acid cycle. Lineage: Eukaryota; Viridiplantae; Streptophyta; Magnoliopsida; Malpighiales; Euphorbiaceae.